This is a messenger RNA of Ceratina calcarata, 1238 nucleotides long. RefSeq lists its product as uncharacterized. The transcript is spliced from 3 exons. Lineage: Eukaryota; Metazoa; Arthropoda; Insecta; Hymenoptera; Apidae. The coding region runs from base 269 to 997 and encodes 242 amino acids. The record is from RefSeq and is a predicted model, not a curated record.
CAGAAUUACGCGUUAAAAAAAUGUAAUACUUGUUUUUUAACAAGUACUGUUCUGAACUCAGAGAUAAAUAAAAAAAUUACGUGAACAUAUUAACAUUAGAAAUUCAACAACGUUCGAGUACAUGGCAACCGUAAAAUGGAAUUUGUUUGAUAUUGUAAUAAAUUUUUGCAAUGAUAUUUCUUUGAUUCAAAUGAACACAUUUGUGUGUAAAAAUGCAGAAGCAUCAUUACAAUAAUUAGGAAGAUAACUUUGUAUAAAUCUCUCAAACAUGGAUAAAAUUACAAAGAAUGAACAGGACCAUGAAGAACCUAACGAAGAAAGUUUCACAAAAGACGUGUACAAUGAUCAUUCUCCACGAGCAAAGGAAACUGACUCUAAUUGUAAACUACGGCGCAAAAGUUCUAGAGUAAUAAACGCAACCUCACAGCGAAAUUAUAAUCAAAAGGACGCCCGUUCUCGUUCUCGCUCUCGCUCUCGCUCUCCAUGCAUUAGAAACUCUAAGAAAUGGAUCAGUUCCAAUCCCUUUAUAAAUUUCGUUCAAGAUAUCAGGCAGUCACAGAAAUAUUGUGGCUUGAGAAGUUCAAAAAUACAUCAAAUGGCUGGUGAAAGAUGGAGAAACAUGUCUUCCACUGAGAAGCAGCCAUAUAUAAAAGGAGCUUUGAAUAUUAAAAAUCAAAAACUAAAUCAGAAGAAUGAGAAUAUAAAUGAACCUGCUGAGAUAAAUGCAGACCAACCAAAAAAAGAAGAUACACCAAAGCAAGAAAAAACUAGUAAAAGAGAAGGAAAGAAAAAGGUCAAUAAUUUAUACAAAUUAUACAGUUACAUGGUUUCUUUUCCUUUUAAACAAAGGAACAUGGCUUCAUUACAGGAACCUAAAAAGUCUACCAGAGAGAAAAGUAGGAGAACUAAAAGCAAUACGGAAUCAGAUACUGAAUCAAUGACUUCAGCCACAUCACUCACAAACACGAGCGAUGACGCAUCAGAUACGGGCUCAUGAACAGAUAUAAUUACAUAAUCAUGACUGUACUCAUAAUGAAUUUACGUACAUGUUUGCAUUAUGUUCCUCGCUGUCUAACUUACGUCUAUUGAACGUCUACUGAACGUCUAUUGAGCAUUUAUUAUACUAUACGACAAAAGCAAUUUCUCUAUGUACAUUUUAUAUAUAUUCUGAAGUAUAAACUGUAUGUCUCAUGCAAAAACACAUUUUACCUCAAAAUAAUAUGUUAACUAUGUAAGAC